Molecule: messenger RNA, 1735 nt
Organism: Cervus elaphus (red deer)
Lineage: Eukaryota; Metazoa; Chordata; Mammalia; Artiodactyla; Cervidae
Gene: HENMT1
Product: HEN methyltransferase 1
Exons: 8
Coding region: 31-1569 (512 amino acids)
Biological process (GO): piRNA processing; RNA methylation; siRNA processing
Cellular component (GO): nucleus; cytoplasm
Molecular function (GO): O-methyltransferase activity; RNA methyltransferase activity
Source: RefSeq, a predicted model, not a curated record
AGGGAUCGUGGUCCCCCCGCUAAUGUGCGGAUGGAGACUUCAGACAUGGCUCUGGAGCAUGAGCCACAGAGGCCGUUAAAAGACACAAACCCAAUGUCUUGGAGCCAGGAGCCUAGAGGAAAGGGGCUGAAUCCGGAGCUGGGCUCCGGACACCUCGGGCGGAGGAGUAGGGAGUCCCCGGGGCGGUGCCCCCGGCGCAGGUGUGGCGGCGGGCGGGUAAAGUCACGUGGUGAGACCGCGCGUGCGCCAGUGUCAGGGGCCGGGCCCGGGGAAAGACGCGGCCGCCGCUUUGCGGCACCGGCUCUCCUCCGCAAUGUCCGCUGGUCGGCCGCGCGCGGAGGUGCUUCUUACAGAAAGGGGUUGCAGGAGACAGCUGCACUUCUGUUUCAACGAAACUUGAAAACAAAGGCGGAAAACAACAUGGAGUGCAAUAGUGUGGUUGAUGGAAACGUCAAAGAAGUUACCAGUAAGAAGGUAAUUAAGUUUAAUCCUCCAUUAUACAAACAACGUUACCAAUUCGUUAAAAAUUUAGUGGAGCAACAUCAACCCAAGAAGGUUGCAGACUUGGGGUGUGGUGAUGUUUGCCUCUUAGCGAUCUUAAAAUACCAAAAGUGCAUUGAAGAGCUUGUUGGAGUAGAUAUCAAUGAGGGGAGACUUAAGUGGAGUGGGUCAAGGCUGUCCCCAUGUGUAGGGGAUCAUCUGGAUCCCCGAGAGCUGGAUUUAGCGAUUACCUUGUAUCAUGGCUCUGUUUUAGAGAAAGACUGUCGUUUGCUCGGAUUUGACUUGGCAGCAUGUAUUGAAUUAAUAGAACAUUUUGAUUCAGAAGAUCUGGCGAAGUUUCCUGAAGUUGUCUUUGGGUACAUGUCUCCAGCCAUGAUUGUCAUCAGCACACCAAACUCUGAAUUCAAUUCCCUGUUUCCUUGUGCAGUCUUUAGAGAUUCAGAUCACAAAUUUGAGUGGAGCAGAGUGCAGUUUCAGACCUGGGCUUUAGAUGUGGCCAGUCGCUACAGUUACUCGGUGGAGUUUACUGGUGUGGGGGAACCACCCACAGGAGCUGAGGAUGUUGGCUAUUGUACCCAGAUAGGAGUCUUCCGGAAAAAAGCAGAAGCAGCUGGAUUGGCUGAUUUGGAGCAUCAUGGUGAACAUGUUUAUGAAGUUGUUUAUACAACCUCAUACCCAAGUUUACAGCAGAUAAAUUACCGUAGACGUGUGGUGAUUUAUCUAGUGUACCGAGAAGUGAGCAGAUUGAGACAGAAAUACCAAGUGGGUUUGAGACAGCAUGAAUUGGAGCCUGAGUUCGUAGACCCUGGCAACCAGACAGGAAAAUUCACCCCAGACCUUCCAGUUCCAGUACUCACUGAAGAUGACAAAGCCAUGGAGAUGGCUCCCCAACCUUUCUGUAUUGAAGAUAAGUUUUACGUACCCCUGCAAAGAAUCAUUGCUUAUCCCAGGCUGGGGCACUUAUGCGGUAAUGUAGAGAAGCUGAGAGAGUUCCUUGGUGACGUGAUUGAACUGAACUGUGAUGGUUCUGCGGUGAAGGUUGACUUGAACGAUUGUAGUGACUUUUGAGCCAUCCUUACUUCCUGAAAUUCAGGAUCUUCGCAAUAAUUGAGCUCAUUUAGAAUUUAAACAUUGUGCAGUCAUAAUUGAGGUAGCUUUUCAUUUUAAAAUCACCUAGCUUUUAUGGUUUUUGGUGUGUGUGUUGACUGUUGAUAUUAAAGAGUUUUAAAGAAAA